Molecule: messenger RNA, 1369 nt
Organism: Motacilla alba alba
Lineage: Eukaryota; Metazoa; Chordata; Aves; Passeriformes; Motacillidae
Gene: CSRP1
Product: cysteine and glycine rich protein 1
Exons: 7
Coding region: 349-927 (192 amino acids)
Biological process (GO): sarcomere organization; muscle tissue development
Cellular component (GO): Z disc; cytoplasm; nucleus
Molecular function (GO): actinin binding; structural constituent of muscle
Source: RefSeq, a predicted model, not a curated record
UGCCCCGCCAGCGACAAAAGCGCCGAGCGGCCGCCGGCCCCAGCGCGGCUCCCGACAGCGGCACCGACACCGAGCCCCACGCCGACCCCGGCACCGAUCCCGGAUUUGACACCGACCCCGACACCGUCCCUGGCCCGGCCGCAGAAAAUCCAUCCUGGUGUGUGCCAGAAGGUUUUGCUGGGAUGUGGCUUUGCUGGGGCUGUGCUUGUGCUUCAUGGCGAGAGUCACCUGCUCAAAUCACCUGGCAUAAUUUAAACUGAGUGGAGGCACCUGCAGCCUUCUCAUGGUGGACUGAGGAAAAUCAGCAGCAGCAAAAGGGCUGGGUCUCCUCUUGUGGCAAAUGUCAGGAUGCCAAACUGGGGAGGAGGGAAGAAGUGUGGGGUGUGCCAGAAGGCUGUGUACUUCGCUGAGGAGGUGCAGUGUGAAGGCAACAGCUUCCACAAGUCCUGCUUCUUGUGCAUGGUCUGUAAGAAGAAUUUGGACAGCACCACUGUGGCCGUGCAUGGUGAGGAGAUCUACUGCAAGUCCUGCUAUGGGAAGAAGUACGGCCCCAAGGGCUACGGCUACGGGCAGGGAGCAGGGACCCUGAGCACGGACAAGGGCGAGUCCCUGGGAAUCAAAUAUGAAGAGGGCCAGCCCCACCGACCCCUGAAUCCCAAUGCAGCCAGGAUGGCCCAGAAGGUGGGAGGAGCUGACGGGUGCCCCCGCUGUGGCCAGGCCGUGUAUGCGGCCGAGAAGGUCAUCGGAGCUGGGAAGUCCUGGCACAAGUCCUGCUUCCGCUGUGCCAAGUGUGGCAAAAGCUUGGAGUCCACCACCCUGGCAGACAAAGAUGGGGAGAUCUACUGCAAAGGUUGUUACGCCAAGAACUUCGGUCCCAAGGGCUUUGGCUUCGGGCAGGGCGCCGGGGCACUGAUCCACUCCCAGUGAGCCCCAGGUCUGAGCCCUGUGCUCACCCAGGGCUCGUCCUGUGCUGCCCGCCCGCCCCACGCCGCAGUGAGUGCCCCACUGUCACCCCCAGCCACCGCUGCUUCGCAGCACCAGCCCCUCCUGCCCUGCCUCGGCACUCCCCAGAGCCGGGGGAGCGCCAGCAUUGUCCCUGUGGGGCCCUCCUGGGACAGGUGGUACAGGGGGGCCACUCCCUCCCACUGCAGAGCGGCCCCGGUGCCCAAGUCCUGCUCCGCGUUGCCCAUCCCACCGGCCGCGUGCUCAGCCGUGCCACCGAGCAAGCAAUAAAACAUCAGAGACAUCAGAGCUCCCCCGGCCUGGCCCUGCGCUGACUCGCUGUCUGGGGCUCAGGGCGGGCACUGGGUGCCCAGGGCUGGGGAGGUGUUUGCAGUCCUGACUUGAAAUUAAAGCCCAGUGGCAGGAA